Esox lucius (northern pike) is the source of this 2613-nucleotide messenger RNA. RefSeq names its product TraB domain containing 2B (gene trabd2b). Gene Ontology annotation, cellular component: organelle membrane. Gene Ontology annotation, molecular function: metalloendopeptidase activity; Wnt-protein binding. The transcript has 7 exons. Lineage: Eukaryota; Metazoa; Chordata; Actinopteri; Esociformes; Esocidae. Gene Ontology annotation, biological process: negative regulation of Wnt signaling pathway. The record is from RefSeq and is a predicted model, not a curated record. The coding region runs from base 365 to 1939 and encodes 524 amino acids.
UUCAAAGAGUUCCACCUCCUCCACUCAACCAGCCAGACAGACACCAAACUUAAGAGCAUACUGCAAAAAGUUUCCCCUGCAACUGCUGAAUAGGUUGGUGCCUGCGACAGGACAGCGGCGAGUGAGAAAAGACAGUGAAAGCAGAAGGCAUAGCCGGUUACGAACUGCCUGUGGUUUGGGAAUGGCGGAGACUUGGAAUGGUCCAUGCCCUCCUUCCGAACGGCACAUGUGAGCCGAAAACCCUGUCUCCUCAGGGCUGAUUUGGUUUUAUUUUAGGAGUGUAAGGACAGUAAACAACGAGAAAUAGGAAUAGGAUUUAAGUAUACACACCAGCCUGUCGAAACCCUUCUCGUCUCAUCUUGAGAUGGUCUGUCUGCAAGGAAUUCGAUGGUUCUUGCUUACCGCUCUCCUGCACGCUGUCGCACCCCGGGACACCCGCGAGAGACCGAGGCAAUGCGAUCCACCGAAGUCGCAAAGUGACAUGAACUCGUUCCUCUGGACAGUGAAGCGCCCAGCCCCCUCCCCUCCAUCCUAUCUCUUUGGGACCAUCCACGUUCCCUAUACCCGAGUGUGGGAGUUCAUCCCUGACGUCUCCAAACGGGCCUUCCAGGCCAGUGCCAAUGUAUUCUUUGAGCUGGAUCUGACCGACCCCCUGACUAUCUCCAAGCUGACCAGCUGCCAGCUGCUGCCCCACGGCGAGAACCUGCAGACCCUGCUGCCCCGCGACCUUUACCGCCGCCUCAAACGCCACCUGGACUACGUCAAGCACAUGAUGCCCUACUGGAUGACGGCGGACCAGCGGGGCCGUGGCCUGUACGCCGACUACCUCUUCAACGCGAUUGCUGGGAACUGGGAAAGGAAGAGGCCUGUGUGGGUGAUGCUGAUGGUCAACUCUCUGACGGAGUCGGACGUCAGGUCACGGGGCACCCCGGUGUUAGACCUCUUCUUGGCCCAGGAGGCCGACCGUAUGGGGAAGAAAACAGGUGCGGUAGAGCGGGUGGAGGAACAGUGUCACCCCCUCAACGGACUCAACUUCUCACAGGUGCUGUUUGCCCUGAACCAGACCCUGCUGCAGCAUGAGAGUGUGAGAGCCGGCAGUCUGCAGGGCUCCUACACCACCGAGGACCUCAUCACUCACUACAACUGUGGAGACCUCAGCUCCAUCAUCUUCAACCAUGACACCUCGCAGCUCCCUCACUUCAUCAACAGUUCCCUGCCGGCCCAUGAGAGGUCCACGGCUCUGCAGAUUGACAACUACUUCCGCCAGGAGCUCAUCUACAAACGCAAUGAGCGAAUGGCACGGCGCAUCUCCGCUCUCAUCCAGCGAAACCCCUCCCAGACCUUCUUUUUUGCUUUUGGCGCAGGUCAUUUCCUGGGAAACCACAGUGUGUUGGACAUUCUGAGUCAGGAGGGCUACGAAGUGGUGCACACGUCAUCACACUACCAGGAACCAAUCACAGAAGAACCAACGGAGAUCCCCAGCGAUGGGGUGUCCUAUGCAGGUACAGCUUCUGCUCCUGACUGGGCCACCAGCCCCUCAGACCUGGAAGGUGGCCUGGACCGUAUGGAGGACGAGGAACUGCCACAUAUGCUGCUGCCUGACAGUCUGAGCCAACUGGAGGAGUUUGGGAAGCACACGCGGCCCCGAAAGGCCCAACGCCCACGCCUCUUCAGUGACCUGUGGGUCCGCAUCGGACACGGCACCACACCUCCUCAGCCGAAUGUCAGGAUAACCAAUGGAUAUGUGACAGUGGAGCCCCCCCUCACCAACCAGGAGCAGCAGAGGAGGAUGGACCUCUACCCAGCCUUGGAGCCCCCCAGCCAGGCACCGUCCUCUGCCCUGCCCACCUCCAAUGCAACCCAGCUCACAACCGGCACCAGCCAGGUCCACACCUGCCUGCUGACGUUACUCAUGUUGCACCUGCUUUUCACCUCCUGACCAAAGGGUGGCGCUCUCCACACAGACACGGACUGAUACUGUCUUCAUGCCAGUACCCAAUCAUGUGCCUCGAAGAACCCUGGAACAUACAAAAAUCGACCUGUGGAAAUUAACCGCUGGGAAAAUAUGUAGUAUUCCAACUGUCAGAACCUCAUAGGAUGUUGAUGUGAUGGUUGGGGACAAAUGACAGACACACAAGGGAAGCCUGACACAAAGCUGUCUGUCUUCAGACCUUUAUGGAGGGAGUUGCAUCACUCCCCAAAAGUCCUUUAAACUCACACUGUGUGGAAUAAGCUUCUCCCCAUGACAAACCAGAUGAGUGGUCUGUUAGAGAGCCAAUGACAGAUACUGCAGGGCUAAAAGGCAUCCAUGCUAAGUUGUUAGUUAUAAAGACCAAGUCUUAAAACCUUGAAAAAGCAAUAUGAUAUAAUAUUGAGUGUAGCAUAAGGUCUAUAACUCUCAUAAGAGACUUUGAGGUGUUAAGAAACACCUUAAAUUAAAAGCUAUUAUUAUUAAUAUGAUAUUAAUGAUGAGAAUAGACAUACUAAUGACUAUAACAGCUGUAACUCUGUAAUAAAGUCUGAUAUCUUAUAGACAUAGGACAAGGAGCACACAGUGGAUGUUUUUGUAAAUUGUGCAUUUUGUUCAUAAAGAAAUAUUGUAUAUUUAUUAUU